CUGUUACACUCUAGUUGGGUUGUCACUGUAAGUAUUUUAUAUCUAAAUGUAGAUAUUUUGUCCUUUACAGAGAAAAUAUCGUAAUAUAUCGAAAAUCAUUAAUAUAGUACAGAAGCGUUUGCAAGGAAAAAACGUUACAAUUGUUCAAGCUCGAACAAUCAUAAUGGCCUUUCAAGUAAAAAUGGAGCUAUUUAAAUCUUCACUGGCACGAUCCGAUUUUAAAUAUUUUUCAAACUUGCGAGUACUAAAAGAAAAUGAAAAGGUUUCCGACCGUGAUUUGGAGAUAUAUAUUAAACAUCUUGAUAAAUUAAGAGAAGACUUUAAAGCACGUUUCGAAGAAUUGGAGAAUAUGCAUGUUUCCGAAUGGUUUGCUAAUCCAUUUGAUGUAAAAAUAGAUAAUGAAGGUAGUGAAACUGGCUUAGAAGAUGAAUUGAGUGAAAUAUGUGUAGAUCUCGAAGCUAAAGCGUUGUUUAAAAAUAAAAACCUCAGUGAAUUUUGGAGCAAUAACAAUAUUGCCACUAAAUAUCCCAAGCUCAGAGCAGAAGCCGAACCUUUCUUACUUGCAUUCCCAACUUCAUACGUGGUUGAAGCUGGUUUUAGCCACGCGAACGCAAUUUUGACAAAACAGAGGAACAGAUUGAACUUGGAAAACCGUGGUGAUUUGCGACUAAAACUUACCAAUUUUCAACCGAAUAUCAAUAAUCUUGAUGCUUCUCUUCAGAGACAUCCAUCCCACUAAUAUCAACUAUUUUAAUAAAAAGGUAUGUCUACAUAUUUUUAAGGCUUUCAUUAGUAGUCGCAAAAUGACAGUAUGAGGUUUUUUCAUCCAAUAUAACUAAUGUUAUGUUUUCAAAGAUAAGUGUGCAUUUUACGUAUUAUGACAUGUACGGUUUAAGAACUAUAGGCAAAUUACCAUCUAUCCAUAAUUUUGCUAUUAUUUUUUUAAGAUUAUAAAUAAAUGGAAAAUAUCUCCUUUUUCUGUUAAUGUUAUUGGGUGGAUUUUAUAAAAUAUGGGAACUAUAAAUUCUUUUGUUGGAUUGUUAUGCAGGUCUCCUUAUCGCUUAACAUUAGAAAUGCAAAAAUGAUUUAAUUUUUUUGUUAAAUACUUAAUCUGGGGGUCGAUAAGAAGGCAAAUAUUCUAUAAAGGGGUCGAUGG
Messenger RNA from Centruroides sculpturatus (bark scorpion), 1156 nucleotides. Its product is annotated as SCAN domain-containing protein 3-like. The transcript has a single exon. Lineage: Eukaryota; Metazoa; Arthropoda; Arachnida; Scorpiones; Buthidae. The record is from RefSeq and is a predicted model, not a curated record. The coding region runs from base 164 to 739 and encodes 191 amino acids.